Messenger RNA from Tetrahymena thermophila SB210, 1056 nucleotides. RefSeq names its product synaptobrevin. The transcript is spliced from 6 exons. NCBI's taxonomy places the organism in Eukaryota, Ciliophora, Oligohymenophorea, Hymenostomatida, Tetrahymenidae. The record is from RefSeq and is a predicted model, not a curated record.
AUGUUAUUAGAUUUUAAAAUUAGUAGUUUAAAAAUCAGAAUUACUUGGUAAAAUCAUAAAAUUGCUGAAGAAGAAAUAUCCUUUACGUAUAAAAAUUUCAUUUAAUUUUAAUUAAAAAAUUAAAACGUGAUUUUAAUUCACUAAUUUAUUUAUAUAAAUAAUCAAAUAUAUAGGUAAAAUAUUAAAUAUAAAAUUAAUAAUAAUUAAAAAAAUAUAUUAACAUUUUCAAAUAAUAAAUUGAUUGAAUUUUAUACUCAAAAUACAAAUAAAUCAAAUAAUAACAAAAGAACUUAGACUUAUUUAUUAUUGCAAAUUUUAUAUUUAACAAUAACAUAUUUAUAUUUAAUAAAAAUUUAAUAUUUCUAAUAAAGCAAGUUAGCUAUCUUUUUAAUAAUAUUUAUUUAUUUUUAGUCUAAAUAAAUGUCAAUUAUUUACACCUUAAUAGCCAAGGAUAAAAAGACCAUCUUAGUUGAUUUUGCUACUAAUUCAAGCAAUGUUUAAUAGGUUACAUAUGACUUUUUAGAUUAAUUGAAGCCUCUACCAAAAUGCACAUUCACUAGCUCUGAUAGAUUCGUUUUUCACAUUAUUAUGGAAGAAGGAUUUAUUUAUCUUUGUGUAGUAGAAAAUACUUAUCCACCUGCUAUAGCAUUUUAAUAUUUGGAUAAAGUAAAAAAUGACUUUACAAAGCAGCAUACCUUGUAUGAAAGGUAAAAUGGUAUCGCUUAUAGCUUCAAUAACUCCUUCCAAGAAAACCUUAAGAGAUUAACAAAAGAAUUCAACACAAAUCCUGAAGGCUUAGAUAAAGUUUAGAAGCUGAAAAAUAAUACUGAAUAAGUGACUACAGUUAUCAUCAAUAAUAUAAACUUGGCAUUGUAAAGGGAAGCAAUCGUCGAAAAAGCAGUUAUGAAAACUACUAAAAUGAAUGAAUCUUCAAUUCACAUAAAAAAGCAGGCUAAUUAAGCUAGAAGAGAUGCUUAUUGGAGAAAUAUGAGAGUCAAAAUAUUCAUAGCUGCCAUAAUUAUUAUAUUUAUUGCAACUGCAAUUAUACUUCUUUGA